Aspergillus tanneri is the source of this 786-nucleotide messenger RNA. RefSeq names its product amphiphysin-like protein RVS161 (gene HOB3). Bases 1 to 786 code for a protein of 261 amino acids. Gene Ontology annotation, molecular function: lipid binding; protein binding. Gene Ontology annotation, cellular component: Rvs161p-Rvs167p complex; mating projection tip; medial cortex. Lineage: Eukaryota; Fungi; Ascomycota; Eurotiomycetes; Eurotiales; Aspergillaceae. The transcript has 5 exons. The record is from RefSeq and is a predicted model, not a curated record. Gene Ontology annotation, biological process: endocytosis; actin filament organization; plasma membrane tubulation.
AUGUCUUGGGCAGGGUUCAAGAAAAAUGUUAACCGCGCUACGACGCAAGUGAUGAUGAAGACGGGGCAUGUGGAGAGAACGAAUGACCGUGACUAUGAAAUCGAAGAACGACGGUAUCGGACAAUGGAGGCCGCUGCCAAUCGACUACAGAAGGAAGCCAAGGGCUACUUGGACUCGCUACGAGCGAUGACUGCCUCGCAGAUGCGUAUUGCAGAGACGAUAGACGCUUUCUAUGGUGACGCCGGUACACGAGAUGGAGUCAGCAGGAGCUACAAGCAAGCCGUGGAAGAUCUCGACGCCGAGACGAUUAAAGCGUUGGAUGGCCCAUACAGGACAACCGUUCUUGAGCCGAUUUCCCGUUUCUGUGCUUAUUUCCCGGAUAUCAACGAGUGUAUCAAGAAGCGCAACCAUAAGCUACUCGAUUACGAUGCCAUGCGAGCCAAAGUGAAAAAGCUGGUCGAAAAGCCGGAUAAGGAUGCCACCAAGCUCCCACGAGCGGAGCGUGAGACAGAACUUGCCAAGCAAGCAUAUGAACAGCUGAAUGAACAGCUCUUCACCGAACUUCCGCAACUCAUUGAUCUUCGCGUGCCGUACUUGGACCCUAGCUUCGAAGCCCUGGUUAAGAUCCAACUGCGUUUCUGCGCGGAAGCCUAUUCUCGGAUGGCGCAGGUACAGCAGUAUCUUGACGCGGAAACGAGAGACCAAUAUGCCCGGGGUGAUUUGGAUAAUAGGGUAGAAGAAGUCUUGCAGGAGAUUCGGGAUCUUAGUAUAGCGGGAACUGUUUAG